This is a messenger RNA of Cadophora gregata, 2164 nucleotides long. RefSeq lists its product as uncharacterized. The coding region runs from base 914 to 1609 and encodes 231 amino acids. NCBI's taxonomy places the organism in Eukaryota, Fungi, Ascomycota, Leotiomycetes, Helotiales, Ploettnerulaceae. The transcript has 3 exons. The record is from RefSeq and is a predicted model, not a curated record.
CCGGGGUUCUUAGGCCGGCCUCGUCUGUCUCCAUAUCGUGUGUUCAAUCAGCACACUGUCACGAUACAGUAAAGCUUUCAGUAAAUAUACUGUGGCAUUUAACGUAACCCCUUGAACAUUCGCUCCACUAUGUCAGACAUCGCCUCUCAUUAGCCCUAGCAGGACUUCUCUACUUCUGGCGGCAGCUCUGCCAAACGGAGGGUACAGCGACUCCUCAAGGGUUGCAUGGGGAGCGGCGCCUGACGGCAACCGAAAGCCGCCCCCAAAUAAGCGAAAUCGUGUAAACACUGUAACGCAAAACGGUUUUGCGUCAUCGAUCAAUCUGCUCAAGACUCUCCUAUCUCUUCCAUGAGAUCUCUGACAAAAUCCACAAAUCAGCAGGGACCUGAGCGCUCCCAGCACAGUGUCAAUGUUGGUUCAAAUGCCCUGAGCGUCACCAUUCAAGGAGGACGCAGGAAGAUGAAUCCUGCGAAGUUUUCCCGCGCUGAGAGCUCUGCCAAUCCUUACUUGGCUUUACAAUCGCCUUGUCGUCCUCCCAGGGGGGAAGCAAACCAUCUGGGAACUUGAUGGGUGACCCGCUCAAUCUCCAUACACGCGUGAAACCAACAUCUCACCGACCUCGCUAAGAGAUGAACCAGUUUUCGCAUUACUCUUUCCUAACCUGCUCAGAUCGAGCAACCAGAAGAACCAUUCCUUCUUUAGUUGUUAGCAGUAAAAGCUAAAGAUACAAGUCGCUGUGGUAAUACUACUUUGCAUUGCUCACUUAGGCGUCAAUGUGCUCGGGCAGUCGCAGAGGAAUGUCUUUGUGAACCGACCUCCAGCGACGAAUCCCCCUAGAAUUGCAGGGUCUUUCAUCGUGGGUUCUUCGUUGAGAAUCAUUUGGAGCAACAAAGGAAACAGUCUCGAUCUGUUCAUGAAUCAGAUUCUACCAGACGGCAACUCCUCGAGACUCCAAUAUCUCCCAAAUUCGCGUGAGUACAACAUUCCUCGCCAUGCCCAGCUUAUUUCUUUGGGCAUUUUCCAUUUUAGAGUCACAGGUGGUCUUCAAAGCACGACGGAUUACUUGUGGAAAGUUGAUUUCAGUGGUACAGGUGGCAACCCGAAAUUCGACCUCGACUUCUCCCCAACAUUCUACUUUGCACUCGUGGAAGCUGGGGACCCCGUAAUCUCGACUCUCAGUCAAGAAGUGAACUUCACAUACAAUGGGCUGUCAUCUUCCAGCUCGACUCAGACCAUUCUGUCUAGUUCAACAUCAUCUCUCGGGAGUAAUACCGCACCAACCCUUUCAACUGCCCCAUUAGCUACCAUCACGAGCACUGUAUCUCUGCCAACUGCCACUUCUCCUUCAACCUCUUCAGAGUCCAACACAGGUCUGUCCUCGUCUGCAAAGAUUGGGGUUGGAGUCGGUGUUGGGGUCGGAGUUAUUGCUCUCAUUGCUGGCUUUGGAUCUGGAUACUGGUUCUUCGGACGCAAGAGGGCGGCACCACAACAUACAUAUCCCGAGCAAACGUACCACGACAGUCCCCCAGCGAUGAAUCAGAACGCACAGUUCAAACCAGAGCUUGUGUCGCCAGGCCCCAAACAGUUCGAAAGAUCGGAGCUGCAAUGAGGUGGUUUCCAGAACCCAACCCAACCACGCAGCGUCAAGAGAGAGGGGGGAUGACAAUCUCGGGAAGGCUCCUUCUCAGCCCUUGGCUUGAUUAACUCGAUCUAUUUCAUUGUCAAUAUCAACAAUACCCUUCAGCCGGACUCCAAUGCUCUAGCAGGUCAUCGCUUUUCAUCACUUAUCAAAUAAGAGCUUCGACGGAAAUGACUCCACAAAGAAGGUACAGUAGCAGCAUUAGGCUCAUGUGCAAUUAAAUCUCCUUUGGAAGAAUGCAUUGAAAGUCCCUAUGCAUCAUUUCACAAAUCUAAGGACAGCUGAAAUCCGGUUCAUACCUCCACGUAUUGUCACUUUGGUCCUCAGACACCACCAUUGCAGCCUUUUCUGAAUAAAGUGAUGUGAUGUCAUUCUCUUCCGUAGAUGUUGCAGGGAGGGGCCGAGCGAUUCACAAUUUCAGCAAUAACCAGCUAUAUCCCCCCGAAUUAUUAUUUGAAGAAGAUCCAGUCGAAGUUUUUCGUGUCCAGGUGUUGGUUAGUAUGUCGCUCCUCAGAUCCAUACUUG